AUAAAGGGUUGCAGAGAGGUGUAGGAGCCAAGCCCGGGCAGACUGGGUCACCCCUGUGGGGAGGAACAUGAGGUUCCUGCUGGCCGCCCUGCUGUCCCUCUGCCUAGGGGAUGUUGGACUGUGCCUGGCCGCCCCUAAGGGGAACGUGCGGUGGUGCUCCAUAUCCUCAGACGAGGCAACGAAAUGCUUCAGGUUGCAGAGGAAUAUGAAGAAGGCAGGAGGCCCUCCUGUGUCCUGCAUCAAGAGAGGCUCCUACCGUGACUGUCUCCAGGCCAUUGCCGCAAAGAAGGCUGAUGCCAUGACCCUGGACGGUGGGCAGCUGUAUGAGGCGGGGAAAGACCCCUACAACUUGCGGCCUGUGGCUGCGGAAGUAUAUGGCACCGAAGCAGAGCCCCGGACACACUAUUAUGCUGUGGCUGUGGUCAAGAGGAGCAGCAACUUCCGGCUGGACCAGUUACGGGGUCGGAGGUCGUGCCACACCGGCAUUCGCAGGACCGCUGGUUGGAGGGUCCCCAUAGGGCUGCUCCGUCCGUUCUUGAACUGGACAGGACCCCCUGAGCCCAUCGAGGCAGCUGUGGCCAGGUUCUUCUCAGCCAGCUGUGUUCCUGGUGCGGAUGGAGUACGGUUUCCCAACCUGUGUCGCCUGUGUACAGGGACAGGGACAAACAAAUGUGCCUUCUCCACCCAGGAGCCGUACUUCGGCUACUCUGGUGCCUUCAAGUGUCUGAGAGAUGGGGCUGGAGAUGUGGCUUUCAUCAAGGCGAGCACUGUGUUUGAGGACCUGCCGGACAAGGCCCAGCGAGACCAGUACAAGUUGCUCUGCCCGGACAACACCUGGAGGCCGGUGGACGAGUACAAGCAGUGCCACCUGGCCCGCGUCCCUUCUCACGCUGUCGUGGCCCGCAGUGUGAAUGGCCGGGAGGAUCUGAUCUGGGAGUUUCUCCAGCAGGCACAGGAAAAGUUUGGAAGAAACAAGUCGUCAGCAUUCCAGCUCUUUAGUUCCCCCCCGGGGAAGAAGGACCUGCUGUUCAAGGACUCGGCCCUCGGCUUUGUGAGGGUCCCCGAGAAGAUAGACGCCGGGCUGUACCUGGGCUUUGGCUACCUCUCCUCCAUCCGGAACAUGGAGGAAAAGGAGGCAGAUGUGGCUGCCCGGCGCUCGCGGGUUGUGUGGUGUGCGGUCGGCCCCCAGGAGAAGAGCAAGUGUGACCGCUGGAGCAGCGUCAGUGGCGGCAGAGUGACCUGUGCCGCGGCCCGCACCACAGAGGACUGCAUCCUGCUCACCAUGAAAGGCGAGGUGGACGCCAUGAGUCUGGAUGGAGGGUUCAUCUACAUGGCGGGCAAGUGCGGCCUGGUGCCCGUCCUGGCAGAGAACCAGGCAUCCCAAGAAAACCCAGGCUCUGACUGCGUGAACAGACCACCAGAAGGGUACUUUGCUGUGGCAGCGGUUCAUGCAUCAGACACUAGCCUUACCUGGAACUCCCUGAGGGGCAGGAAGUCCUGCCACACAGCCCUGGACCGGACUGCCGGCUGGAUCAUCCCCCUGGGUCUGCUCGCCAACCAGACUGGCUCCUGCAGAUUCGGUGAAUUCUUCAGUCAGAGCUGUGCCCCUGGGGCCGAGCCCGGGUCCAGCCUGUGUGCCCUGUGUGUGGGCAACGACAAGGGUGAGAAUAAGUGUGUGCCCAACAGCCAGGAGCGCUACUUCGGCUACGUGGGUGCCUUCCGGUGCCUUGCUGAGCGGGCCGGGGAUGUGGCGUUUCUGAAAGAUUCCACCGUCUUGCAGAACACAGAUGGGAAGAGCUCUGAACCCUGGGCCAGGGGCUUGAACCUGGAGGACUUCCGGCUGCUGUGCCUCGACGGCACACGGAAGCGUGUGACGGAGGCCCGGAGCUGCCACCUGGCCGUGGCCCCCAAUCAUGCUGUGGUAUCGCGGAAAGAUAAGGCUCAAUUCCUCGAACAGGUGCUGCUUGACCAGCAGGCUCGGUUUGGAAGGAGUGGAUCGCGGUGCCCAGAAGAGUUCUGCCUGUUCCGGUCUGAAACCAAAAACCUUCUGUUCAACGACAACACCGAGUGCCUGGCCAGGCUCCACGGCAAAACAACCUAUGAGACGUACUUGGGACGAGAGUACGUCACCGCCACUGCCAACGUCAAGCGGUGCUCCACCUCCCCCCUGCUGGAAGCCUGCGCUUUCCUCAGCCAGUGAGCCCCGCGGGGACACCCACAGUCCCUGGGGUGACCUCCUCAUGUACCUCAAGCCUGACCCUGCGUGCUGAGCCCGAGUCGUCCACACCGAGGAUGAGGCUUCUGGGCCCUCUGCUCCCACAGCUCCCUGCUGGAAGAAAUAAACUUUCUAACUGAAAUGA
Octodon degus (degu) is the source of this 2360-nucleotide messenger RNA. RefSeq names its product lactotransferrin (gene Ltf). NCBI's taxonomy places the organism in Eukaryota, Metazoa, Chordata, Mammalia, Rodentia, Octodontidae. The record is from RefSeq and is a predicted model, not a curated record. The transcript is spliced from 17 exons. Bases 68 to 2200 code for a protein of 710 amino acids. Gene Ontology annotation, biological process: iron ion transport; antibacterial humoral response. Gene Ontology annotation, cellular component: extracellular region; early endosome; plasma membrane.